GAAAUCCUGAAAGACGGUGCACGCGCCCGUCCAUCCGCCAGUUCACCUUACAGACGCGCACACUGCAGGCUGCCUGUCAGUCAUUCCACGGCCGUCGACCAGCAAAGAAGCAGACGCGGAAAGUCUCUCCAAGAGAUGGGUCGUGCAGACGGCAAAAGUUAACAACAACGAGACGAGAAUAAAACCAGAAUAUGCGGCGGAGUUUAUGUCUUCGAACAAAGCUUAUAUUGUAGAAAGUCGCAAUGAUUGAAAUUUACAUCCCUUCACUGGAGAGCAGGGCAGAAGAGAGCUCUGGCAAGCAGCGAACAGUUUUUAAAGUGGAAGUUCUUUUCAAUGGCAGGAAACAUUUUGUAUUGAAACGACACAAUGACUUCCAUGUUCUUCAUAAAAAGCUCAGAAAGUUAAUGAAAACUCCAGAUUUCCCGAGUAAACGAAGCCCCCACUGGAGACAAAAGCCUUUAGACCAGAGACGCCAGGAGCUUGAAGAGUAUCUGCAGGAUAUACUGCAGUAUAAGGAUGAGGCUCCAAAGGAGAUCUGGGAAUUUCUGCAUUUGAAGCAUUUACCUUUAAUGAAUAAACCCUGCAGGACUGACGUCUAUCCUUCUCACCAGCAUGUGAUUGGAUUUAGCAAGGACCCAUAUAUCCUUACAUCCACAUCAGGUUCUCUUCCAAAUAUUAUUGAAGAUGGUAUUCUUGGAGGCUUCUACACUCAGGAAAACCCUUGUCUGUGCAUCUUUGAUUACACCAAGAAAUACAGUGCAAAAUCUGUUUAAGUCUCCAGGAAGACACCAUUAGUCCAAGGUCCUCCUGAAGUCACAUCCUUGUCUUUUGGUCUUCCAUCAUUUCAUACAAGCUUGCCAGCAGCUGUUCUUUUAUCAUGUUGUACAUAUUAUGAAACAUUUUUUAUGUUUUUUGUGAAUCCAUAAAAACAUGUAAAUGAGUGUAAAUAAUAACUUUAAAAUGCUCUUUUCACGUAUAUUUAUUGUUAGUUUGAAUUAGGGGCCUGCCACUGUAGAGUUGCUGAUCUUGUAACAGAAAACUAAGUAAUUUGAGGAAUUCUGUGCCAACACUAACAUAUACCUGCAAUUCAAUGCCAAACAUCUAGUUAAUAAGAAACAGCAAUGCCAAGAAUGAAGUUUGAUAUUACAAGGACAAAAUAUUAAAUUGGCAAAAAUAUUAAAACAUUACAAGUUUUGUUUGUACUAAUAUUGCAAGUUUAUUCAAAACGACAAAAUAUUAUCUUUGUCUUUUAGCAACAUUGGAAAUCUUCAAGUUAUUUUUGUUAUCAGUGAACACUGACUAGUUUCUCAACAUGUAGAGUGUGUCAGUGCUAGGACAUCCUGGAGGACUGCACACACAAUUGGUCAUUUUGCCUGAGGAAUUACAUAUUAGGUGAACUGAUGAGUCUAAACUGACCUGCAUUUGAGUGUGAGUGUGGUUUGGCUGGACCUCCAGUUCACCAGUGCCUAAUCAGAACUGGUGGUAAAAUCCCUGUAAACCAAGGAAAUGGAUAAAGUAAGCAGUUGCUUACAGAAAUGUUUGUCCAGCACUCCAAAAUAUUUGUCAUUGUCUGUUUAUACACUAUAAACCUGUUAGACAAUUCAGUUUUCAGAUGUUCGCAACCAACUCAUUCAGGUUUGUGACUGUGAUGCUUUCUUUCCCAGUCUAUGUUUCUAUGUUUGAGCUUCAUCUGUAAUAAGGUUUACCUGCUUUUCUUUUCCUUUUUAUUUGUUGCUUCUUUGUAUUUGAGACAAUAAGAACAGUCAUCACAAUUAAUGGUCAUAUUUGUCAUCUGGUAAUGUUACUUGGACUUUUUUAGUUGUAUGGUUUACCUUUGUUUUAUUUCAAAAGCUAUGUUUCAAACCCGCAUUUUAAGAUCAGUUGGGUAACUUUCCUGUGCCCUCCUUGUUUAUUUUUUAUGUCUGGUACAUUAUUGUAUCCUUCUUUUGCCUGUAAAAAAGCACAUUCAGGUGGUUCAUGCCCUCAAUGGCACUGAAUAAAAUAAAGAAUGAAGGAUUUAUUGAGAUGCGCAUGUAGCAGGGCUACAUAAUAAUAAGUAUUUGUUUUUUUGUCUAUGCUGAGUGCGUUUUGUUUUCAUCAUCCUGUUUACUGUUCGUUAUAUGUGCGUCAGUAAAUGUUGUUCCCAUAAGUAAACAGGGGAAGGAUGAUGAAGGGAUACCGCAACCCAUGACAGAAAUCACCUGUUGGAUCCACCAGUUACAUCCGGGACAUUCUGCAUUUAAACAAGAGGAGCGAAACGAAGAGAAGAGGGAAAGAGUAGAGAGGAGAGAAAUCAAGGAGCGAAAAGAAGACAAAUUAGCCAUUCAUUUACCAACUCAUCACUGGCGAUCAUUGCUUUAUUCCAUUGCUUGCUUUUUCAACAUCCGAUUCAUCAUCACGACAUCCAGUACCGAGGAACCCCGGGGUUCAGAUUCAUCCCACCCAUUGCCAGGACUUUCACGGUGAGGUAGGACGUUUUACCGGAUUUUACACUGCAGUGUGGAGUGAUGUAAGAACCUCAGCGGCAGCCCCUAUGGAGGAACAGCACGAAGAGGUAAGGCCAGUGCUAAAGAAAUGGGCCGAGGUGUGGACUGAAAAAUUAGGAGUCACCCAUGGGGUUACCCACAAGAUCCACACCUAAGACAAAAUUCCAAUAAGGCACCAAGCCUACCGAGUUUCUUCCCUGAAGAAGGGCAUAAUUAAGGAACAUCUGGACUGAAUGCUCGCCAAGGGAAUAAUCGAGCCAUCUUCCUCCUCCUGGGCGUUUCCUGUAGUCCUUGUGAAGAAGACGGAUGAGACCUAUUGUUUCUGUGUGGACUACAGGGGGGUUAAUUCAAAGAUGAGCCUGGAUGCAUAUCCCAUGCCCCUAGUUCACGAAAUUUUGAAGUCACUGCACGGGGCCGUGGUUUUCAGUACCUUGCACCUCCGCAGUGGCUACUGGCAGGUGUCAGUGGACGGGGGAGUAAAAAGAAGAUGGCAGUCAUCACCCCCAAAGGCUUUUGGGCUUAAAAAUGCUGGUGCCACCUUCCAGCAGCUCAUGAAACAAAUGUUGAGGGGGUUGAUAGGCAAGAUCUGCUUUGUGUACAUCAACAAAGUCAUUGUUUAUUCCUCUUCAAUAAAACAACAUAUCCGUGACUCAAAUACCAUCUUCCAGGGACUACAUCAAGCGCACCUCAUGCUGAACACCAAAAAGUGUACCUUCAUUCAACCCCACAUCCGCUUCCUCAGGUACAUUCUUUCAUCGGAGGGAGUCCCUGUCCGGGACUACCCCAUGCCUACAGAUUUAAAAUGACUACAACGUUUCCUUGGGUUAGUGGGGUGGUAUCACAAGUUCAUCCCAAGGAUGGCCAAUAUAGCAGCUCCCUUGAAUUACCUGAGGAAAAAAGAUGUCCUGUGGGAGUGGACGAAGGAGUGCCAGGACACGGUCGAGCAACUCAAGAUCCACCUUUAAAAGCCACCCGUUCUGUCCAGCCAGAUCCACAGCUGACUUUCCAGGUAUAGACCAAUGCCAGCAACCUGGGGCUUGGUGCAGUGCUCACGCAAAAGGUCAACAAUGUUGAACUUGUCAUCUCGUAUGCCACUCAAGCAUUGCACGGCGCUGAGCUGAAUUAUUCGACAGCUGAAAAGGAAUGUUUGGCCAUUGUGUGGGCUGUGGAAAAAUGAAGACACUAUCUGGAGGGGGUUGAGUUUGAAGUGUAACACGGACCAUCACGUUCUGAACUGGGUGUUUAACCACCCGAAGACCUCCUCCCUUCUAACCAGGAAGGUACUCCGCUGAGGUGACCUAUCGGAAGGGCUGUGGCAAUAUUAUGCCUGAUGCUCUGUCCAGGAUGUCAGAGCCACAGGGGAUGGUGUGUUUGGCAAAGGCAAAAAAGAUGGUCCUCCCUUUGCCAAAAAGCCUGCAGGAUCUGGCUCAAGCACAAGCCCCAGUCCAUUCUGCCAAAACAUCAAGGAGGGAUUGGAGCAGCAGCGCACCAAUCGGGUGCACUUCGUGGACCUCCAGGGGGUUCUGUACAGGACAAUUCCAUCCUCCCUUGAAGGGUCUACAACACAAACUAGUCCCGGAGGUGCUCAUCUCCAACUUCCUGGACUAUUACCACAACAGACCUUUGAGUAGUCACCUUGGAAAGACGAAGACUCUGUUGAAGAUUUUGGGGGUUGAGUGGUGGUCGUCUGUCCAGAAAGAAAUUUGCCACUACGUGAAGAUGUGCUUAACUUGUCAAAACAAUAAAAAACCCACCUGGUAAACCGGCAGGAUUCCUUUAAUCGAGGAUCGCUGAUGGACCGGAGGAGACUCUGGGAGUCGACCUGAUGGGGCCAUUACCUGUUACCAGCUCGAGGAAGACCAUCCUGAUGGUGGUAAUUGAUCAUUUUUUUUUGGGUGGAGCUGUUCGUAGUAACGGAUGCAAGGACUAACAAAAUAUGCUCCACCCUGAAGAACGAAAUAUUCACCCGCUGGGGGGUGCCGAAGAACAUUGUUUCAGACUAGGGUCUUAAGUUCAUGAGCUCUGUAUUGGAUGAACUUUAUACAGCCUAGGGAGUGAAGAAAGUCCUGACAACAGCUUACCUUCCCCAGGCCAAUAUGACAGAGCGAGUGAACUGGACCCUGAAGAGCAUGGUCGGCUCCUAUGUGGGUGAACACCAUGAGGACUGGGAUAAAUGGCUCCCCAAGCUCCAGUUUGCCCUGAACACUGCAGUGCAUGAAACCACAGGUGAGACACCUGCUUUGGCAGUGCUGGGCAGACAGCUGAAGGAUCUGCUUGACCAACUCCUUCCCAGAGACCCUAGUCCAGAAACCAGCAAUUACAAUAAUCGAGCUAAGGUUGAGGAAUUUCAGCGGAGAAUCCAACAGAGGUUGGUGGGUUCGACAUCCAGACACUCCAAAUUAUAUAAUGCCCGGCGUAAGGAAGUGCACUUUCAGCCUGGUGAUUUGGUCUGGAUUAGAGCUCACCAUCUCUCGGAUGCCAGCAAGAGAUUAUCUGCCAAGCUUGUGCCUAAAUGGUUAGGUCCAGCCCAAAUCAUUUCACAAACAGGUCCUGUCGGAGGGGUAUUGGGACUCACUCCAAGACAGAUGCAAUUCAUGUGGCCAAUUUCAAUAUGUACUUCGGCCCUCCCUUGUCCAAGGUUUGGAGGGGGUGGGGUGGAGGGUAAAGAAUGUAGCAGGGCUACAUAAAAAUAAAUAUUUGUUUUUUUUGUCUGUGCUGAGUGUGUUUUGUUUUCGCUGUCCCCUUUACUGUUCAUUAUAUGUGCAUCAGUAAAUGUUGUCCCUGUAAGUGAAGAGGGGAAGGAUGAUGGAGGGAGACUGUAGUCCCGAGAAGAAAAUCACCUGUUAACUCACCAGAUACAUCCGAGUAAUUCUGCAUUUAAACAACAAGAGCAAAAUUGGGGGUCGUGUGUGGGAGAGAGAGAGACAGAGGAGAAGUAGAGGAGAGAAAUCAAGGAGCGAAAAGAAGACAAUUUAGCCAUUCAUUUACCAACUGCCGAUCAUUGCUUUAUUCCACUGCUUGCUUUUUCAACAUCUGAUUCAUCACAACAGCCAGCACCGAGGAACCCCGGAGUUCGGAUUCAUCCCAGCCAUUGCCAGGAUUUUCACGGUGAGGUUGUUUUGUUUUCAGGAAGGAGCACAAUAACAUUACAGCCAGUAUCAAUACCGCCGGACUUUAUUAUCGUUGGACUCAUUUCAAUUGCUGUGUUUAAAUAAUCUGUGUUUGUAUUUGUGUUCCUUGUUUCUAUGUAUUGUUUAGGUGCAAAGGAGGGUUUUUGUAAAUAUUUGUAUAUUCGUGUUUAUAUAUAUUAAUUAGGCACUGGUGUAAUUGGGAUAGUGGUGUUUUGCGUGCACAUAUCUAUGUUAUUGAAUAUUUGUUUGUCCUUAUCAUUUACAAUAUAUCCGUGUUUGAUUUUA
Messenger RNA from Polypterus senegalus (gray bichir), 5902 nucleotides. It is a transcript of the gene snx22, whose product is annotated as sorting nexin 22. Gene Ontology annotation, molecular function: phosphatidylinositol phosphate binding. Lineage: Eukaryota; Metazoa; Chordata; Cladistia; Polypteriformes; Polypteridae. The coding region runs from base 243 to 773 and encodes 176 amino acids. The record is from RefSeq and is a predicted model, not a curated record. The transcript is spliced from 6 exons.